Messenger RNA from Drosophila hydei, 815 nucleotides. Its product is annotated as venom allergen 3 homolog. The record is from RefSeq and is a predicted model, not a curated record. The coding region runs from base 8 to 760 and encodes 250 amino acids. NCBI's taxonomy places the organism in Eukaryota, Metazoa, Arthropoda, Insecta, Diptera, Drosophilidae. The transcript has 2 exons.
UCAUAGAAUGCAGCGAAUGAAGCUUAUAGUUUUUCUGUUUGUUCUCUGCUGGAACAAAUGUCUGGCGAUAGACUUUUGUAAUAUGCCUGAAUGCCAAGGCGUGCACCAUUUGGGCUGCGAAAAUAAUUUGACCUUUCAUGAGAGUUGCUUGCGCACCCGUAUACUGUUUAACAUGCAAGUCUACAGGGACUACCUACUCAAGCUGCACAAUAAGUACCGUGAAGAUGUGGCAUCUGGAGAAAUCAGGGGGCUGGCUAAGGCCAGUCAUAUGCCCGAGCUAAUUUGGCAUUUUAAGCUGGCUCUGAUUGCCGAGUAUCAUGUGAAGCGUUGUUUACAAAGCCUCGACUACUGUAUGGCCGUUUCUACAUUUGCGACUCCAGCUUUAAACUAUGGCAUGAAUUGGCUCGAUAUUAAGUCGCUGCCCAAAUACGUGCCAUCGACCAACUCCGAGAAACUGACUGUUCAAACGGAACAGUGGAUGCACCAGGUGUACAGGCUGGGACUAAAUAUAUUUGAUGAGGAAGAACUCAAUGAGAUCAAAAAUAUACUCAACGACAACAACAGCUACGUAGGCUGUGCGGCCGCUGAGGAUUUGGACCGGGAGGCCAGUCGUUUUGUUCUCAUUUGUUAUUAUAAUAAUCAGAGAGAACCGUCUUCCCCACUCUAUACGGCGGGCACAUUCUCAGCCGAUAAGUGUGUCGAGGGCGUUAGCGAAGACUAUCCACAUCUCUGCAAGACGCUUCCUGAUAAAUUUGACUAAUAAACACAUAAUUAAGCAACAACUAAUACGUUUCACUACUGAUGACUUUUUAAUU